AUGUUUUGUUUUUUUAUUUUAAAGGGGUUAAAGCAUUUCAUUUCAGAAUAUUCUGCUUUUACUUUUUUUUGGAAUAGAAAAAAUAGAUUUUAUAGGAGAUUAAUACAUAAUAUAACUACUAAACUUAAUUAUAAGGAUUCUUCGGAGAGUUUUGAUUUGAAAAAACUCUUGGAUGGAUAUCAAAUUUUACUAAAUAAUAAUCCAUUUAAGACACCUUCAGGCAAGAUUUUUGAAUUUCCGUUGAGGAAACAUAAUUUGGCAUAUUCUGUUUUAUUAGAAUGUCGAUCUUUUUCACCUAAUUUUUUUGAAUAUAACUUUUUACCAUUAACAUCUUUAUCUAUCAGAGCAAUUGAUAUGUUUUCAGAGAAAAAAGACAGAGAACAAGCUUCUAGUGGACUUCUGAAAUAUUUAGAUACAGAUACAAUACUAUCAUUUGCAUCAAAAAAUGAAUCAGGAGGUGAUUUACUUGUUUUACAAAAAAAAAUGUGGGAACCUCUUCAUGAAUGGGCACAAAAAUAUUGGAAUGUAGAAAUAUUAAAGACAAAUAAUGAUUUUGGUAUUAUAAUGAAUCCUCAACCAAAAAAAACGAAGAGUUUGAUUAAAGAAUGGAUCUGUAAUCUUGAUCAAUGGCAAUUUGCAGCUCUUGAACGUGCAAUUUGUCUUAGUAAAAGUUUCAUUAUUGGAGCAAAAAUGGUAGCAACUUCAAACAGUCCACCAAUAGAACGUCUAGAUGUUGAAAAAGCUUUUAAUUUAGCACAAUUAGAGAUUCUUUUUCAAAUAGAACGUUGGGGUAAAAUAGAUGAUUCACAUGAUAUAGAGGAGAAAGAUAUAAAGCGUCUUUUAGAAACUGUAUGUACUAUGCUAAAUGAUUAUGAAUAA
Pneumocystis murina B123 is the source of this 879-nucleotide messenger RNA. RefSeq lists its product as hypothetical. The coding region runs from base 1 to 879 and encodes 292 amino acids. The transcript is spliced from 3 exons. The record is from RefSeq and is a predicted model, not a curated record. Gene Ontology annotation, biological process: mitochondrial proton-transporting ATP synthase complex assembly. Gene Ontology annotation, cellular component: mitochondrion. NCBI's taxonomy places the organism in Eukaryota, Fungi, Ascomycota, Pneumocystomycetes, Pneumocystales, Pneumocystaceae.